AUGGAGGAACAAAAGCAUACGAGUUUCACUUUUGAGAUAAAUAACUUCUCCGACAAGGAAGGUUUUAUAACAUCACCAAAAUUCUCAAGCGGCGGCUGCGAAUGGUAUGUUGGGGUUUAUCCCAAAGGAUAUAAUGUUGAUGAUCACUUGUCUCUCUACCUCCAUGUUGCGAAUCCUGGAACAUUGAGACUUGGAUGGAAAAGACGAGCUAAUUAUUCCUUCCUUCUGUUGAAUCAAUCAUCAGGCAAAGAGCUCUACAGAACACCUGAAUCUCCUUGCCAAUUGUUCUGCGCUCAGUUCUCAUCAUGGGGUAGGCCAAAAGCCGUAUCUCUUAAAAAGCUUCAAGAGAAAGGGUGUUUGGAGAAGAACAAACUGAUAGUUAAAGUGGAGAUAAAAGUUGUUUCAGUGGAUAGGCUUUUCAGAGACCACCCGAACAUUGCAGUGAAUGUCCGACCAAAGAACCAAUUGGUAAAGACAACAUACAUGAAUCUCCUCCUCGCUCUUAUUGAUACGCUGAACAAGCCUCCACAUAGCAUCACCGACACUGAGCUUAGCAACGCUCAGAGCGAGUUGAUGGAGCUAACAGAUGCAGCGGGAUUCAAGCUAGACUGGUUGAAGACAAAGCUUCAUGAGAUUUCCUUGGAGCGCAAGAAAGCAAAUGCUGAUGGUUCUCGAGCCCGAGAACUCGAGGAACAAAUCCAGAAUCUCAAAGCUGAACUGAAAGAGGAGAAGCUCGAAUCCCAUACUUGUUCUGCUAAGGUUUUGUCGUUGGAGCAGACAGUGUCGGAACUUAAAGAUGAGCUGAACAAGGAGAAGGGCAAAUCAGAUAGUUAUGCUGAUAAGCUUGUGUCGUUGGAGCAGACAGUGUCGGAUCUUAAAUAUGAGCUGAACAAGGAGAAGGGCAAAUCAGAUACUUAUGCUGCUAAAGUUGUGUCAUUGGAGCAGACCUUAUCGGAUCUCAGUUCUAACCAAAACAAGAAGCGGAAAGUAACCCGUCAAGAAUUUUCCCGAGCAUUUGGUUAUUUUAGUUCUUAG
Messenger RNA from Microthlaspi erraticum, 1035 nucleotides. NCBI's taxonomy places the organism in Eukaryota, Viridiplantae, Streptophyta, Magnoliopsida, Brassicales, Brassicaceae. The record is from the annotation of a GenBank genome assembly.